Molecule: messenger RNA, 1838 nt
Organism: Toxoplasma gondii ME49
Lineage: Eukaryota; Apicomplexa; Conoidasida; Eucoccidiorida; Sarcocystidae
Exons: 4
Coding region: 37-1413 (458 amino acids)
Source: RefSeq, a predicted model, not a curated record
UGCUUCGUUAUUAGCGCGCUCUGUAUAUCUUCAGGAAUGGAGAGAUGCGUUGCGGCGCCUACCGUGAUCACGAGAGUAUACAACAAUCCUGGGGAAGUUGUUACUGCAGGUAGCAUCGGCAGUGUGGAAAAGGCAGAAGGAAACAGUUCGCGCAGUCUGACUGACGUCACCAGUCACAGUGGGCCCGAUAACAGGACAAGACAAGGACGGAUAUCGGUUUUCAUGAAUCAAACAAACCCGAAUUCGGCUGAAACAAUUCCGGGAGCGGACACUUCAGAACUCACAGAGACACAUACGCCGGAACUGUUCGGAAACAAAGAGAAGGGGCAUCCUGCCUCCAACAAAAAUGACACCGUUUGGCAAGUAAAUGAUGUGAUAGAGAACAUCCUCUUGGAAGAAGCUCAGUCCGUCCGACUCAGCAACGACUGGAGGCUGAUUGAAGACUCCUGGCGAAUGGUCGAGCUUUUUCAGAGUCAACCUUCCGAGUAUCUCUCCAGUGGCUUUCAUUUGAAGCUUGACGAGACGGGACGCCUCAUUGCAACGACCAGGUUACCCUUUUGGAAGGUUGACCUUGCUGGCACCAUGAGAAGCUUUGCGACGGUGGCUAUGAGGCAGCAGCUUGGUCUGAAUCUGCCACGUUCUCGGCCAUUUCGAAUCAAUGCAGGGAAAGGUGUCAUAGAAAUAGGCUACUCACCCUUUCCUCAGCGGGCCGCAGUUUCCGUUGGAUAUCGAGAUACCAAGGUUACAGUGUCUGCAGGGAAACCCCAGAUGAUCCGCAUUCCUGUUAACAACACCAAAACCAGAUUUGAUACGGUACCAAUCGGCGGAAAGAAUAUUUCUGUUGACGUGAAGUCAAACACCACAAAAAUCAAGACCAUAUACGACGCAGACGAAAAAGUGUAUGGCCAACAAGUAGCACUCGGAGACACGAACGUCAGUGUUCUUCACGGCUUCGAAGGGACUGCUUCAGCACCCACAAAUGUGACGGUUUCGUACCAGGACUCUGGGAUAUCAUUGGAAUUCGAUCCCCUCCAAACUGAGUAUGGCAUGUCGCUUAUGGUUCCGAAGGGGCGUUUUGAAGCGUCGCUGGAUUCAGAUGCACGUCGAAAUCACUUGAGAGGCCAGCUGGACGAGUUUACGGUGCUGUGGGAAAACGACUUGAAGGACGCCCAAAGCCAGGCAGUAUCAGCCCGAGUAGAGGUCGAAAACGCGAAAGCCGGCACCUCUGUUUCUGCUGGAGCAGAUCGGAACGAUAACCGUGAGGUGGGAGGAAAUGCCGGUUUCAAGGCGAAGGACAUGGACAUCGGGUUGGGUUUCCAAGACGACCGGCUGGAAGGAUCUGUGACGCUCGGCACAAUAAAGUACAAGAUUCAGCUGCGGGAUGGCUUGCCAGACUUCAUCCUUGUCAGUUAGGAAGUUUACACGGGGAUCAGCUGUCAAACAAGGAAGCAUGAAUUGUACGUGCACACAAGUGUUGCGUAGCCGGAACUGGGUCACUGCUUGCACGCGAGCGAGUAGUCCAUUUCCCUUUCACACAGGAGGCAAAACGACUUCCACAAUAUUGUCGCUUUUGUUUGCACUCCUGUACAAUUCUUAUCGGUCGAGUACUAUUGGGUUAAAGGCAUGCUUCUCGGCACACUGCUCGGGCCUGCGAUCUCACGUGCCGGUGCCGUAGAGGGCAGCUGUGGUCUCUAUAAGCGACUAGCAGGUCAUCGUGUUUCCUCGCUGUAGCACUUGGUGAAGUGUUCUUUCUUGUGGGCAGGUGAACUGUUCUUUCUUGUGGACAGUGUAAAUUCCGUUUCCUUAUUGGCUCUUCCAGCAGUAGUUCCAGAGUCGUA